Ramularia collo-cygni is the source of this 1536-nucleotide messenger RNA. Its product is annotated as related to phosphatidylserine-specific receptor PtdSerR, contains JmjC domain. Gene Ontology annotation, cellular component: nucleus. The transcript has 3 exons. The coding region runs from base 1 to 1536 and encodes 511 amino acids. Gene Ontology annotation, molecular function: protein binding; cis-regulatory region sequence-specific DNA binding. The record is from RefSeq and is a predicted model, not a curated record. Lineage: Eukaryota; Fungi; Ascomycota; Dothideomycetes; Mycosphaerellales; Mycosphaerellaceae.
AUGACUGUACCUUCGAGGCAUCCUGUGGACCACGGUAAUGCCGCGGAGUCAUUGUUGAGACCGGUAAAGCGGAUGAAAAUGGCACAGUCAUCGAACGACCGCACCGAUCCGGACGAAGACGGCACAGUCACAUCUGUCAAAAGGCAUCCUUUGGGCGUGCGGCCAUCUGGAAAUGCGUACACAUCAAGCGUCAAUCUGAAAGACUCAUGCGGACUUUUCGCCACUCUGCCAGACGAGCUUAUUGCCCAAUUUCUCGAAGGACUUGAGCCUCCCGAUCUCUUGRGACUUGGAGGCACAUGCCGCGCUUUACAUGCGUUCACGAGGAACGAAGAGCUGUGGAGAGCCUUAUUUGUUGAGUCGCCUCCUGGAGAUUUCCAGUGGAAAGGUACAUGGAGGUCAACAUACCUCUCUCAAUCAGAUCUUGAGCCUCAAGUCGACUGCUCCAACCUGUUCUCAGACGUCUUGCAUCGACCUUUUUUCUGUGCUCAUGUCUCUCUCGAUCCUUUCACCUCCAACAUUCCCAAGCAGAAUGAGAUUGCACGCUUAAAGAAUCUCACCUAUGAUGAGUUCGCCGCAGAGUGGUACAGUAGGCCGUUCAUACUGACGGAGCCGGUCAAGCAGUGGCCUGUGUACCAGAAUUGGUCUACUGAGGAGCUCCUGAAGAAGUACGCGGAUGUAACGUUCCGAGCUGAGGCGGUCGAUUGGAAACUCAAAACCUACGUCGAGUACAUGAACAACAUUCAGGAUGAUGAGAGUCCACUCUACCUAUUCGAUCGCUCUUUUGCUGAGAAGAUGGAUCUGAAGAUCACCGACUCUCCAACUCCAGAUUCUGACUAUUGGCCACCGACCUGCUUUGGACCAGAUCUCUUCUCUCUCUUAGGUGAUCAACGUCCCGACCACCGCUGGCUCAUCAUCGGUCCCGAGAGAAGCGGUAGUACGUUCCACAAAGAUCCAAACGCAACAAGCGCGUGGAACGCACCUUUAAGAGGAAGCAAAUACUGGAUCAUGUUCCCCUCAUCCCCCUCCCUCCCACCACCACCCGGCGUCUACGUCUCUUCAGACCAAAGUGAAGUCACAAGUCCUCUCAGCAUCGCAGAAUGGCUACUCGGCUUUCACGCCGAAGCUCGCCGCACACCUGGCUGUCACGAAGGAAUCUGUCGUGAAGGGGAAGUCUUGUACGUACCCUCUGGCUGGUAUCAUCUCGUCUUGAACCUGGAACCUAGCAUUGCUUUGACCCAAAAUCUGGUUCCGAGAAGUCGGAUCGGAGCUGUACUGCACUUCUUGCGCGAUCAGAAGCAGAGUAUCAGUGGGUUCAGCGACGAUGUGGAAGAUCCUUUUGCAUUAUUCGUGGAGCGGCUGAAGGAACAUGAUCCGGAGCUUCUUAAGACUGGGUUGCUAGAGGCAGAUAGAUUGAGCAAGACUGGGAAACGGUGGGAGGAGUUGACUAAAUGUACUCUCGAUGAUGAGGAUGCUGGCGAGGGCGGUGGAUUCUCGUUUGGGUUUGGAGGUGGCGACGACGAUGAUGAGGUGCCUUGA